ACAACCCUAUAUAAACAGCCAUCUUGGCUUGUCUAGACAUCAUCAACCAAGAAGAACAACAACAAUUAUAAACAAACAAACAAACACAAUCAGAAUUAAAAGUUUACCAAUUCUUUACCUACCUCACAACCAACCACUUCAACCACAAACAACAACAACAGCCAUAAUGUCUGACAACGGUUCUUCCACUCUCAAGUCCUACGUCGACUCUGCCGCUGGCAUGGUCCAGAGUGCUGUCGGUUCCGUGACUGGCAACUCUGCCAACAAGGCUGAAGGCGACGCCUCCCAGCAGAAGGCCGCCGCUGAACACGACGCCAGCCACACCACCGCCAAGCUAGGCCCAUUCUCUGCUGACCCCAACACUGGCGCGACAGCCAAGGACCGUGAGCAGCGCUCCACUGGCGCCUGGGAUCAGACCGUCGGUUCCGCGAAGGAGUCCCUAGGCAACCUGAUCGGUAACGAGAACCUGCGCAAGGAAGGUGAAGAUCAGAACCUGCGUGGCAAGGGUGCCGAGGCUGAGGGACAGUUGAAGGAUUUCGGUGAGGGCGCUGCCGAUCGUCUCCAGGGUGGUAUUGGAAAGGUCGCUGCUGCUGCUACUGGCGAUCGCACUGAGGAGGCUAAGUGGACCCAGGUCCACGAUGAGGGCAAGGUUAAGCAGAGGGGUGCUGAGCUUGAUAUGCAGAAGCAUGCUUAAGUGAGGCCUUUUAGCAUUAUUUGUGAUGCCACUGCGACUGGGUUGAUAUCACUGGGCUACGGAGUUACAUGGUUAUGGGAUGUACUUUUUAUGACUGGGAUGUAUUAUACUAGAUGGAAUUGAUAAAUCCUACUUUUGA
Messenger RNA from Aspergillus caelatus, 833 nucleotides. RefSeq lists its product as uncharacterized. The transcript has 2 exons. The coding region runs from base 167 to 694 and encodes 175 amino acids. The record is from RefSeq and is a predicted model, not a curated record. Lineage: Eukaryota; Fungi; Ascomycota; Eurotiomycetes; Eurotiales; Aspergillaceae.